Suillus bovinus is the source of this 1245-nucleotide messenger RNA. Its product is annotated as ribosomal protein L10e/L16. Gene Ontology annotation, molecular function: structural constituent of ribosome. The transcript has 4 exons. Lineage: Eukaryota; Fungi; Basidiomycota; Agaricomycetes; Boletales; Suillaceae. Bases 256 to 906 code for a protein of 216 amino acids. The record is from RefSeq and is a predicted model, not a curated record. Gene Ontology annotation, biological process: ribosomal large subunit assembly; translation. Gene Ontology annotation, cellular component: cytosolic large ribosomal subunit; ribosome.
GUUCAAAGUCAGCUUGAUUAUCUAAGAUAUUGCGGAACGGGCUCCUCUGGCACUACAGCACCUUCCCACUCACCGUCAAGACACCCGUGUAGCAUGUAAGUGUUGCUGUUCCGCAUAUUCGUCUUAGCACGACUGGUUGGAUGUGAUUCAAACUGGAAGGAUUGGUGGAAUUUGAGUGGUCGGGGUGGAUGCUAUCCGAUUACUUUGGAUGUGAUUCUGUAAUACGGGCACUGAUUUCAACUCCAGAUCACAACAAUGGGUCGUCGUCCCGCCCGCUGCUACCGUUACUGCAAGAACAAGCCCUACCCAAAAUCACGGUACAACCGUGGUGUCCCUGAUCCUAAAAUCAGGAUCUUUGACCUCGGCCGUAAACGUGCCUCUGUCGACGAGUUCCCCUUCUGCUGUCAUCUUGUCUCUGAUGAAUAUGAGCAGUUGAGCUCUGAGGCGCUCGAGGCAGCUCGUAUUUGCGCCAACAAGUACGUCACCAAGACAUCUGGCAAGGAUUCGUUCCACAUGCGCGUCCGUGUGCACCCAUUUCACGUCAUUCGCAUCAACAAGAUGUUGAGUUGUGCCGGCGCUGAUCGGCUACAAACCGGUAUGCGUGGUGCUUGGGGUAAACCCUACGGCACUGUCGCCCGUGUCAACAUCGGCCAGAUCAUCCUCUCUAUCCGUUGCAAGGAAUCAAAUGCUGCUGUCAUCCAAGAGGCUCUCCGCCGUGCACGGUACAAAUUCCCCGGCCGUCAGAAAAUCAUUGUCUCGAAGAAGUGGGGCUUCACAAAUGUGGCUCGUGAAGACUACAUGAAGUUGAAGGAGGAGAAGAGAGUGUUGCAGGAUGGAGCUUAUGUUCAGUUUAUUCGUGCUAGAGGCCCCUUGGAGCAGAACUUGCGCGCUCAGCUCAAAGCUUAGGUCUAUACUCAUUAUGCAUAUAAUUACUCCCAGUGGAACGCUAGUGUAAGGACUGCAAGUGCUUGCAUGCUGGGAAUUUGUCACUUUGUGCAAGGUAACAUAUAGCUGCGUGUCAUUCGUCAGUUCACCACACCGAUCUGGAUCGAGCGAUUUACCAUCCACGUGUUGAAAGGGUAUCUCCUUCACAUCAUGGUCUGCCUUCAGAGACUUCACUGAUGCUCGCUUGAAUGUGGCACCACACUUAAACUUAUAUUAUUGGCAGUUUCGGAUACAUUUUAACGUGGAGAAUGGUGUCGUCCUUGGCUUUCGCUUCGUAAUCGUAUAUGCAAUAGACAGUAC